Linum trigynum is the source of this 8156-nucleotide messenger RNA. NCBI's taxonomy places the organism in Eukaryota, Viridiplantae, Streptophyta, Magnoliopsida, Malpighiales, Linaceae. The record is from the annotation of a GenBank genome assembly.
UAACAGGCGUAAUUAUUUUGUCAACGAAAGACCAUUUUCUUAGAAUUUUGAAGGCUACAGAUCACAGAUUCGACCUGAGGUUAUUCUUCAACGAUGAUUAAGUACAUUAAGCACCGAAUUUGGUGGAUUUAUUCCGGGUCAAUUUUUGGCAGAUUCCAAAGGGGUACCAUCACAGAUUUGGGGCGAUUUUACCGAAAUGCCAUUUUCUUUUGAUUCUGGAGGCUACAGAUCACGGAAUCAGGAUGAGGCUAUUCACCAUGGAUGAUAAGUCCAUUGAUCCUAUUCUCCACGGAUGAUAAGUCCAUUAAGCACCGAUUUGGGCCAACUUAUUUUGGGAUUGCAUUUUUGUAAUUUUGUGGGCGUCGAAAGGCCAUUUUCUUUGGAUUUUGAAGGCUACAGAUCACGGAAUUAGGCCGAGGCUAUUCUACACCAAUAAUCAAGUCUAUUGAUCCUAUUCUCUAAUCUCCACGGAUGAUAAGUCCAUUAAGCACUGAUUUGGGCAAAUUUAUUUUCGGAUGGCAUUUUCGUAAUUUUGUGGGCGUCAAAAGACCAUUUUCUUAGGAUUUUGAAGGCUACAGAUCACGGAUUCUGUCUGAGGCUAUUCUUCAACGAAGAUUGAGUCCAUUAAGCACCGAUUUGGGCGGAUUUAUUCUAGGUCAAUUUUUGGCAGAUUCCAAAGGUGUACCAUCACAGAUUUUGGACGAUUUUUCCGAAAUACAACUUUCUUUCGAUUCUGGAGACUACAGAUAACAGAAUCAGGCCGAGGCUAUUCUCCACCGAUAAUUAAGUCAAUUGAUCUUAUUCUUCAUGGAUGAUAAGUCCAUUAAGCACCGAUUUUGGGCAAAUUUAUUUUCAGAUGGCAUUUCCGUAAAUUUUUUUGGCGACGAAAGGCCAUUUUCUUAGGAUUUUGAAGGCUACAUAUCACGGAUUCGACCUGAGGCUAUUCUUCAACGAUGAUUAAGUCCAUUAAGCACCGAUUUGGGCAUAUUUUUUUGGGUAAACUUUUGGCAGAUUCCGAAGGUGUACCAUCACAAAAUUUGGACGAUUUUUCCGAAAUGCCUUUUUCUUUUGAUUCUGGAGGCUACAGAUCCCGGAAUCAGGCCGAUGCUAUUCUCCACCGAUAAUGAAGUCUAUUGAUCCUAUUCUCCACGGAUGAUAAGUCCAUUAAGCACCGAUUUGGGGCAAUUUAUUUUCGGAUGACAUUUUCGUAAUUUUGUGGGCGUCGAAAGACCAUUUUCAUUGGGUUUUGAACGCUACAUAUCACAGAUUCGGCAUGAGGCUAUUCUUCAACGAUGAUUAAGUCCAUUAAGCACCGAUUUGGGCGGAUUGAUUCCGGGUCAAUUUUUGGCAGUUCAAAAGGGGUACCAUCACAGAUUUUGAGCGAUUUUUCCGAAAUGCCAUUGUCUUUCGAUUCUGGAGGCUACAGAUCACGAAAUCAGGCCAAUGCUAUCUCCACCGAUAAUGAAGUCUAUUGAUCCUAUUCCCCGUGGAUGAUAAGUCCAUUAAGCACCGAUUUGGGCCAAUUUAUUUUGGAAUGACAUUUUAGUAAUUUUGUGGGCGUCGAAAGACCUUUUUCUUUGCAUUUUGAAGGUUACAGAUCACAGAUUCGGCCUGAGGCUAUUCUUCAACGAUGAUUAAGUCCUUUAGGCACCGAUUUGGGCGGAUUUAUUCCAGGUACAUUUUUGUAGAUUCCAAAGGGGUACCAUCACAGAUUUUAGGCAAUUUUUCCGAAAUGCCAUUUUCUUUCAAUUCUAGAGGCUACAGAUCACGGAAUCAGGCCGAGGCUAUUCUCCACCGAUAAUGAAGUCUAUUGAUCCUAUUCUCCACGGAUGAUAAAUCCAUUAAGCACCGAUUUGGGCCACUUUAAUUUCGGAUGGCUUUAUCGUAAUUUUGUGGGCGUCGAAAGGCCAUUUUCUUUGGAUUUUGAAGGCUACAGAUCGCGGAUUCGGCCUGAGGCUAUUCUUCAACGAUGAUUAAGUCCAUUAAGCACCGAUUUGGGCGGAUUUAUUCCUGGUCAAAUUUGGCAGAUUACAAAGGGGUACCAUCACAGAUUUUGGGCGAUUUUUUUUAAAUGCCAUUUUCUUUCGAUUCUGGAGGCUACAGAUCACGUAAUCAGGCCGAGGCUAUUCUCCACCAAUAAUGAAGUCUAUUGAUCCUAUUCUCCACAGAUGAUAAGUCCAUAAGCACCGAUUUGGGCCAACUUAUUUUGGGAUUGCAUUUUUGCAUUUUUGUGGGGGUCGAAAGGCCAUUUUCUUUGGAUUUUGAAGGCUACAGGUCACGGAUACGGCCUGAGGCUAUUAUUCAACGAUGAUUAAGUUCAUUAAGCACCGAUUUGGGCGGAAUUAUUCCUGGUCAAUUUUUGGCAGAUUCCAAAGUGGUACCAUCACAGCUUUCGGGCGAUUUUUCCGAAAUGCCAUUUUCUUUCAAUUCUGGAGGCUAUAGAUCACGGAAUUAGGCCGAGGCUACUCUACACCAAUAAUGAAGUCUAUUGAUCCUAUUCUCUAAUCUCCACGGAUGAUAUGUCCAUUAAGCACUGAUUUGGGCAAAUUUAUUUUCGGAUGGCAUUUUUGUAAUUUUGUGGGCGUCAAAAGACCAUUUUCUUAGGAUUUUGAAGGCUACAGGUCACGGAUUCGGCCUGAGGCUAUUAUUCAACGAUGAUUGAGUCCAUUAACCACCGAUUUGGGCGGAUUUAUUCUAGGUCAAUUUUAGGCAGAUUCCAAAGGUGUACCAUCACAGAUUUUGGGAGAUUUUUUCGAAAUGCCAUUUUCUUUCGAUUAUGGAGACUACAGAUAACGGAAGCAGGCCGAGGCUAUUCUCCAACAAUAAUUAAGUCAGCAAACGAACUCGCCUUAGGGGCACAGCUUCAUUAAGUCAAUUGAUCAUAUUCUCCAUGGAUGAUAAGUCCAUUAAGCAUCGAUUCUUGGACCAAUUUAUUCCGGGUCAUUAUUCUCCACCGAUAAUGAAGUCUAUUGAUCAUAUUCUCCACGGAUGAUAAGUCCGUUAAGCAUCGAUUUAAGCCAAUUUAUUUUCGGAUGGCAUUUUCGUAAUUUCUUGGGCGACGAAAGGCCAUUUUCUUUGGAUAUUGAAGGCUACAGAUCACAGAUUCGGCCUGAGGCUAUUCUCUAACAAUGAUUGAGUCCAUUAAGCACCGAUUUGGGCAGAUUUAUUCCGGAUCAAUUUUUGGCAGAUUCCAAAGGGGUACCAUCACAGAUUUCGGGUGAUUUAUCCGAAAUGCCAUUUUCUUUCGAUUCUGGAGGCUACAGAUCACGGAAUCAGGUCGAGGCUAUUCUCCACUAAUAAUGAAAUUUAUUGAUCCUAUUCUAAACGGAUGAUAAGUCCAUUAAGCAUCGAUUUGGGCCAAUUUAUUUUUGGAUGGCAUUUUCAUAAUUUCUUGGGCGACGAAAGGCCAUUUUCUUUGGAUAUUGAAGGCUACAGAUCACGGAUUCGGCCUGAGGCUAUUCUCCAAUGAUGAUUGAGUCUAUUAAGCACCGAUUUGGGCAGAUUUCUUCCGGGUCAAUUUUUGGCAGAUUCCAAAGGGGUACCAUCACAAAUUUCGGGCGAUUUAUCUGAAAUGCCAUUUUCUUUCAAUUCUGGAGGCUACAGAUCACGAAAUCAUGCCGAGGCUAUUCUCCACCGAUAAUGAAGUCUAUUGAUCCUAUUCUCCACGGAUGAUAAGUCCGUUAAGCAUCGAUUUGGGCCAAUUUAUUUUCGGAUGGCAUUUUCGUAAUUUCUUGAGCGACGAAAGGCCAUUUUCUUUGGAUAUUGAAGCCUACAGAUCACGGAUUUGGCUUGAGGCUAUUCUCCAACGAUGAUUGAGUCCAUUAAGCACCGAUUUUGGGCGAUUUUUCUGAAAUGCCAUUUUCUUUCGAUUAUGGAGACUACAGAUAACGGAAGCAGGCCGAGGCUAUUCUCCACCGAUAAUUAAGUCAGCAAACGAACUCGCCUUAGGGGCACAGCUUCAUUAAAUCAAUUGAUCAUAUUCUCCAUGGAUGAUAAGUCCAUUAAGCACCGAUUUUUGGGCCAAUUUAUUCCGGGUCAUUAUUCUCCACCGAUAGUGAAGUCUAUUGAUCAUAUUCUCCACGGAUGAUAAGUCUGUUAAGCAUUGAUUUAAGCCAAUUUAUUUUCGGAUGGCAUUUUCGUAAUUUCUUGUGCGAAGAAAGGCCAUUUUCAUUGAAUAUUGAAGGAUACAGAUCACAGAUUCGGCCUAAGGCUAUUCUCUAACGAUGAUUGAGUCCAAUAAGCAUCGAUUUGGGCAGAUUUAUUCCGGGUCAAUUUUUGGCAGAUUCCAAAGGGGUACCAUCACAGAUUUCGGGUGAUUUAUCCGAAAUGCCAUUUUCUUUCGAUUCUCGAGGCAACAGAUCACAGAAUCAGGUCGAGGCUAUUCUCCACUAAUAAUGAAUUUUAUUGAUCCUAUUCUAAACGGAUGAUAAGUCCGUUAAGCAUCGAUUUGGGCCAAUUUAUUUUCGGAUUGCAUUUUCGUAAUUUCUUGGGCGACGAAAGGCCAUUUUCUUUGGAUAUUGAAGGCUACAGAUCACGGAUUCGGCCUGAGGCUAUUCUCCCAUGAUGAUUGAGUCCAUUAAGCACUGAUUUGGGCGGAUUUCUUCCAGGUCAAUUUUUGGUAGAUUCCAAAGGGGUACCAUCACAAAUUUCUGGCGAUUUAUCUGAAAUGCAAUUUUCUUUAAAUUCUGGAGGCUACAGAUCACGAAAUCAGGCCGAGGCUAUUCUCCACCGAUAAUGAAGUCUAUUGAUCCUAUUCUCCACGGAUGAUAAGUCCGUUAAGCAUCGAUUUGGGCCAAUUUAUUUUCGGAUGGCAUUUUCGUAAUUUAUUGGGCGACGAAAGGUCAUUUUCUUUGGAUAGUGAAGGCUACAGAUCACGGAUUGGGCCUGAGGCUAUUCUCAACCGAUGAUUGAGUCCAUUAAGCACCGAUUUGGACGGAUUUAUUCCGGGUCAAUUUUUGGCAAAUUCCAAAGGGGUACCAUAACAGAUUUCAGGCGAUUUUUCCGAAAUUCCAUUUUUUCCCGAUUCUGGAGGCUACAAGUCACGGAAUCAGGCCGAGGCUAUUCUCCACCGAUAAUGAAGUCUAUUGAUCCUAUUCUCCACGAAUGAUAAGUCCGUUAAGCACCGAUUUGGGCAAAUUUAUUUUCGGAUGGCAUUUUCGUAAUUUCUUGGGGGACGAAAGGCCAUUUUCGUUGGAUAUUGGAGGCUACAGCCUACAGAUCACGGAUUCGACCUAAGGCUAUUCUCUAACGAUGAUUGAGUCCAUUAAACACCGAUUUGGGCGGAUUUCUUCCGGGUCAAUUUUUGGCAGAUUCCAAAGGGGUACCAUCACAGAUUUCGGCCGAUUUAUCCGAAAUGCCAUUUUCUUUCGAUUCUGGAGGCUACAGGUCACGGAAUCAGGCCGAGGCUAUUCUCCACUGAUAAUGAAGUCCAUUGAUCCUAUUCUACACUUAUUAUAAGUCCGUUAAGCAUCGACUGAGGCCAAUUUAUUUUCGGAUGGCAUUUUCGUAAUUUCUUAGGCUACGAAAGGCCAUUUUCUUUGGAUAUUGAAGGCUACAGAUCACGCAUUCGGCAUGAGGCUAUUCCCCAACUAUGAUUGAAUCCAUUAAGCACCGAUUUGGGCGGAUUUAAUCUGAGUCAAUUUUUGGCAGAUUCCAAAGGGGUACCAUCACAGAUUUCGGGCGAUUUAACCGAAAUGCCAUUUUCUUUCGAUUCUAGAGGCUACAGAUCACGGAAUCAGGCCGAGGCUAUUCUCCUCCGAUAAUGAAGUCUAUUGAUCCUAUUCUCCACGGAUGAUAAGUCCGUUAAGCAUCGAUUUGGGCAAAUUUAUUUUCGGAUGACAUUUUCGUAAUUUCUUGGGUGACGAAAGGCCAUUUUCGUUGGAUAUUGGAGGCUACAGAUCACGGAUUCGACCUAAAGCUAUUCUCUAACGAUGAUUGAGUCUAGUAAACACCGAUUUGGGCGGAUUUCUUCUGGGUCAAUUUUUGGCAGAUUCAAAGGGGUACCAUCACAGAUUCGGGCGAUUUAUCCGAAAUGCCAUUUUCUUUCGAUUCGGGAGGCUAUAGAUCACGGAAUUAGGCCGAGGCUAUUCUCCACCGAUAAUGAAGUCUAUUGAUCCCAUUCUCCACGGAUGAUAAGUACGUUAAGCAUCGAUUUGGGCCAAUUUAUUUUCGGAUGUCAUUUUCGUAAUUUCUUGGGGGACGAAAGGCCAUUUUCGUUGGAUAUUGGAGGCUACAGAUCACGGAUUCGACCUAAGGCUAUUCUCUAACGAUGAUUGAGUCCAUUAAACACCGAUUUGGGCGGAUUUCUUCCGGGUCAAUUUUUGGCAGAUUCCAAAGGGGUACCAUCACAGAUUCGGGCGAUUUAUCCGAAAUGCCAUUUUCUUUCGAUUCGGGAGGCUACAGAUCACAGAAUCAGGCCGAUGCUAUUCUCCACUGAUAAUGAAGUCUAUUGAUCCUAUUCUCCACGGAAGAUAAGUCCGUUAAGCAUCGAUUUCGGCCAAUUUAUUUUCGGAUGGCAUUUUCGUAAUUUCUUGGGCGACGAAAGACCAAUUUCUUUGGAUAUUGAAGGCUACAAAUCACGGAUUCGGCCUGAGGCAAUUCUACAACGAAGAUUGAGUCCAUUUUGCACCGAUUUGUGCAGAUUUCUUCCGGUUCAAUUUUUGACAGAUUCCAAAGGGGUACCAUCACUGAUUUUGGGUAAUUUAUCCUAAAUGCCAUUUUCUUUGAAUUCCGCAGGCUAGAGAUCAAGGAAUCAGGCCGAGGCUAUUCUCCACCGAUAAUGAAGUAUAUUGAUCCUAUUCAACACUUAUUAUAAGUCCGUUAAGCAUCGACUUGGGCCAAUUUAUUUCCGGAUGGCAUUUUCGUAAUUUCUUAGGCGACGAAAGGCCAUUUUCUUUGGAUAUUGAAGGCUACAGAUCACGUAUUUGGCAUGAGGCUAUUCCCAAACUAUGAUUGAAUCCAUUAAGCACCGAUUUGGGCGGAUUUAAUCCGGUUCAAUUUUGGGCAGAUUCCAAAGGGGUACCAUCACAGAUUUCGGGCAAUUUAACCGAAAUGCCAUUUUCUUUCGAUUCUGGAUGCUACAGAUCACGGAAUCAGGCUGAGGCUAUUUUCCACCAAUAAUGAAGUCAAUUGAUCCUAUUCUCCACGGAUGAUAAGUCCGUUAAGCAUCGAUUUGGGCAAAUUUAUUUUCGGAUGGCUUUUUCGUAAUUUCUUGGGGGACGAAAGGCCAUUUUCGUUGGAUAUUGGAGGCUACAGAUCACAGAUUCGACCUAAGGCUAUGCUCUAACGAUGAUUGAGUCCAUUAAACACCGAUUUGGGCGGAUUUCUUCCGGGUCAAUUUUUGGCAGAUUCCAAAGGGGUACCAUCACAGAUUUCGGGCGAUUUAACCCAAAUGCCAUUUUCUUUCGAUUCUGGAUGCUACAGAUCACGGAAUCAGGCCGAGGCUAUUCUCCACCAAUAAUGAAGUCUAUUGAUCCUAUUCUCCACGGAUGAUAAGUCCGUUAAGCAUCGAUUUGGGCAAAUUAAUUUUUGGAUGGCAUUUUCGUAAUUUCUUGGGGGACGAAAGGCCAUUUUCGUUGGAUAUUGGAGGCUACAGAUCACGGAUUCGACCUAAGGCUAUGGUCUAACGAUGAUUGAGUCCAUUAAACACCGAUUUGGGCGGAUUUCUUCCGGGUCAAUUUUUGGCAGGUUCCAAAGGGGUACAAUCACAGAUUCGGGCGAUUUAUCCGAAAUGCCAUUUUCUUUCGAUUCGGGAGGCUACAGAUCACGGAAUAAGGCCGAGGCUAUUCUCCACCGAUAAUGAAGUCUAUUGAUCAUAUUCUCCACGGAUGAUAAGUAAGUUAAGCAUCGAUUUGGGCCAAUUUAUUUUCGGAUGGCAUUUUCGUAAUUUCUUGGGCGAUGAAAGGCCAUUUUCUUUGGAUAUUGAAGGCUACAGAUCACGGAUUCGGCCUGAGGCUAUUCUCCAACGAUGAUUGAGUCCAUUAAGCACCGAUUUGGGCGGAUUUUUUCCAGGUUAAUCUUUGGCAGAUUCGAAAGGGGUACCAUCACAGAUUUCGGGCGAUUUGUCUGAAAUGGCAUUUUCUUUCGAUUCUGGAGGCUACAGAUCACGAAAUCAGUUUGAGGCUAUUCUCCACUGAUAAUGAAGUCUAUUGAUCCUA